GAUUAACACAGUAAUGGAGGCAAGAAAAAAGGUGACACCAUCCCCAGCACCAAAGAUACAAAAGGUUAUAUUCGUGCUGCGAGAUCACAAGGAUUUCAAGACGCACUAUGAGCCAAAAGCAGUAUCACUUGGUCCUAUCCAUCAUGGUAUUGACAAGUACCAGCUAGGAGAGCAGUACAAGCUUGUGUUGACAUAUGAGUUCGUCAAAGGUAGCAAAGAGAAGAUAAACUACUUGUAUAAGAAGAUUGGGAAGAAAAUCAAUGAACUGAGGGACUGCUUCAAGAAGGAAGUGACAAAGAGUUUUGAUGAUGAGGACCUCAUUUGGCUGUUGUUGGUGGACGGCUGCGCAAUACUACAAUACAUAUACUGCGCAGCUAAGAAUAAGUUCACAGAGUUGAAUAUAAAACCAGACAGCAUAGCCUUUACACGACAGGAUUUGUUUUUGCUUGAGAACCAGCUUCCUUAUCGUCUGCUCAAAUGGUUGAUGAGCUGGAGUGAGAAUGAAGCUGACUUGAAGGAAUCGAUUGACAGUUACAUUGAUAGUCACGUUACGGUACCACUACCGGAGGAUCACUCAUCAAUUCUCCGUUGCGCCUGCCUGAGUUCGUUAUCGUGGUAUCUCUCGCGAAAAUCUAAGCAACACUCAAAGAAAAAGAAGGAUGAUGGAGAUCAUGUACAUGCCAUCCAUCUUCUUGAUCUUCUAAGGAGACGUCUCCUGCAUAAGCAUCAACAAAACAAGCCAGGGAAGUCAACAAAACACGUCUCUAAGGACAUGUCUUUGCAAUCCUAUCGCAAUUUUCAAGAGCUUCGAGCAGUAGUUAUUCAUGUGGAACGUAGUAAAAAGGAAAAUAGUUGCUUGAGGGACAUUUCUUUUACUGCACUCGGUUGUUUGGGAUUCCUUUGGCUUCCUCCAAUAACUGUGGAUGACUCAACAAGGCCAAAGUUUUUGAACUUGAUAGCCUACGAGAUGUGUCUAGAUUUCCAAAAUGACUUUGAGAUCACCUCUUACAUAUCCUUCCUCGAUUCACUAAUCGACGAAGCCAAUGAUGUUAAGAUGUUAAGGAAAGCAGGAAUACUCUAUAAUUGCCUUGGUAGUGAUGAACACGUGGCUAAACUCUUCAAUGAGAUAGGUACUGGCUUGGUUCCUAACAGCGAAAUAUAUAGCAAUGUCAGAGUGCAAAUUCAGAAGCACUACAAGAACCAGUUGAUGACCUGGUUGGCUCAAGUCUGUCACGACCAUUUCAGCAGCCCCUGGGCGUUCUUGGCUUUCUUUGGCGCAUUGUUAGCACUUGCUCUGACUGUCAUUCAGACCUGGUAUGCUGUCAAAUCUACUCCAGGACCAUGCUAUAACUUCUGCAAGAAUUUUACUCGAAACUAA
This is a messenger RNA of Quercus robur (English oak), 1378 nucleotides long. RefSeq names its product UPF0481 protein At3g47200-like. The transcript has a single exon. The record is from RefSeq and is a predicted model, not a curated record. The coding region runs from base 14 to 1378 and encodes 454 amino acids. Lineage: Eukaryota; Viridiplantae; Streptophyta; Magnoliopsida; Fagales; Fagaceae.